GUUUAAAAGGAAAACACUUAAGAUUAUUUUCGUCGACAUUUCUUUUAUUAUUUUAUAUUAUGACAAAAUGCUUUUCUGUAUUUAAGUUUUAAAUAAACAAAAUGGAUUAUAUUUGUGCGUUGCUAAGUUUAUUUCUUAUUUUACCAACAGUCGAUUCCAACAUAUGUCCGACCACAAAUGGUGUCCUUGUCUUUGGAGAAAGAUGUGACUUUAUGUGUCAUUGUAAAAAUAAUGAACAAUGUGGCAGGACUUCCGGUGAAUGCUCGUCUGGCUGUGCUAAAGGCUGGUUUGGACCCGGAUGUCAGUACAGAGAUUUAGCUGCGGCCGGUAAAUUUUCACAAGGUUCUGUACACCUUGCAACUGACGGAAACCCAGAAACUUGUUACGAAACUCAACUGAAAGAUAAGCCGGUCUGGAAGAUUUCGUUUACUUCAAUCGAGACAAUUACAGAAUUACAUAUAGUAACGAAGUCCGACACAUUAGAAUAUUUCGAGAACUUUAAAGUUCUUGUACAAAACAGAUCAUCAAAAAAUGAGAAACAGGAAUGUUACAAACAUGCAGGAAUAGCUCCGAAAAGCAAACAAUUUACUGUGAAUUGCUACAAUCGUUUAGUUGGAGACCAAGUUACAAUUAAGUUGAGUAGUUCGCAAACACAGUUAGUCAUCUGCGACGUUAAAAUAAAUGGGACAGAUAUGAGGAAAUUCACUAACAUUAGGUUCAAGCAAGUCAAAGAUAUAAAAGCAACUUAA
Molecule: messenger RNA, 749 nt
Organism: Ruditapes philippinarum (Manila clam)
Lineage: Eukaryota; Metazoa; Mollusca; Bivalvia; Venerida; Veneridae
Exons: 5
Coding region: 102-749 (215 amino acids)
Source: RefSeq, a predicted model, not a curated record